Rhizophagus irregularis DAOM 181602=DAOM 197198 is the source of this 510-nucleotide messenger RNA. RefSeq lists its product as uncharacterized. The record is from RefSeq and is a predicted model, not a curated record. Lineage: Eukaryota; Fungi; Glomeromycota; Glomeromycetes; Glomerales; Glomeraceae.
AUGCCAACUUACAAAAAAUUAGGAUCGAAAAGAACCCCAGGAUUAUAUACCUUUGAGGAAGCACAACUUAUUGAACUAUAUAAUCAAUAUUCGGAUAGAACAGAUAAAUGGAAGAUAAUUGCAGCUAAAUUAAAUCGUACUCAUCAAAGUGUUCGUGGACAAUAUGUUAAUCAUCUGGAUGAAUCUAUUGAUAAAUCCGAGUUAACAUACGAAGAAAAAUGUAAAAUCGAUGAUCUUCAAACCAAUCCAUGUUAUAAUAAUAAAUAUUAUAAGAAAUGGUCAGAAAUAGCGAAGAAAUUAUCAGAAAAUAGAAAGCAAGGAAGAAGAACUGAAUUACAAGUUAAAAAUUAUUGGAAUAGUAAAGAACGAAGUCAAAAACGUAAAAUUAUGAAUCUUUACGGCGGAGAACAUAUCGGUUAUGGAUCUUGUUAUGAAUCUUACGGCGGCGGAGGACAUAUCGAUUAUGGAUCUUGUUAUGAAUCUUACACCGGAGGAUAUGGUAUCAAUUGA